AUGAGUACUGCGAAGAGCCAAGAGCUGGGUAAUUCACAGCAAAAUCAAGACUUUAUAAAUGCAGUAAUCUCGGUGCUGGCCACCCCAGAUCAACCGACGGCCGUGGCAAGCGUCCACUCCAAUGAACGCAACUUAGCCACAGAGGUGCAGGCAUAUGCAAAAAUCGCCGGACGUGACUGGACCCUGUAUGUGAAGCAUUUGUCUUUGGCUAUAGGGCGUAACACCGACCCAGAUGACGAUUCCGUCGAUAUUGAUCUAGGACCUGCAAAAGUGGUGUCCCGCAAACAUGCAACUAUCAAAUACAAUUUGAGUGGUGGGUUUUGGGAACUUCAGGUCCAGGGUCGAAACGGUGCGAAAGUUGAUUUUAGACGCGUUGGCGCGGGACCGCAGGCCGAUCCGGUACAGCUACAAUCAGGCUCUAUAUUGGACAUUGGGGGCACUCAAAUGAUGUUCAUUUUACCUGACCGCGGUCCUUUUGUGGAUCAACAGGCGUUGGAUCAUCUAAUACCUAAGCUUAACGCGGUAUAUGGAGCCACCACCACUAAUCCCCUACUCCAAGACGUCUUGAGAGAUGUUUCCCAACCCAAGAACGCGGUAAAAGCUUUCCGCAUGUACAAUUCGUAUGAAAACCCCUAUGUUGCUCCAGCAAUGGGGAACUCAUAUAACUCGCCGCAAAUGGGCGUAGGAUACGGUACAAUCAUGGACCCUAGCUUUUCCGGUGUCAACGACAUGGCAUCUGAUUUAUCUCGAGAAGAAAACAAAAAUGUAAAACCUCCGUUUUCGUACGCUACUAUGAUUACACAGGCCAUUCUGUCCAACCCUGAGGGUGUCCUGUCAUUGGCCGACAUCUACAAAUAUAUCUCGUCGAAUUUUGCGUACUACCGAUACGCGAAAACCGGCUGGCAGAAUUCGAUCAGGCACAACUUGUCGCUGAAUAAAGCAUUCGAGAAGGUUCCCAGGAAGCCUAACGAGCCGGGAAAAGGUAUGAAGUGGAGAAUCAGCCAGGAUUAUCAGAAGGACUUUUUAGAUAAAUGGCAAUCGGGUAAGAUUUCAAAAGUUAGAAGGGGUUCUUCAGUGGCCAGACAAUUACAAUUACACUUGACGAAAUUCAACUCUUUACCCCUUCGGGCAGCGGAUAAUGAUUCUGAACUCCAUAAUGCCACUUUGGAUCACCAUACUCAGCUGCAGAAUUAUUCUCGGUCCGAGGUGUCGCCGCAAAGCCAGGCAUCACAAACUCAGCAUGCAGGUCACCCACAACCGUUAGGGCAGCGAGAGGUGCAUGUUCAAGGCUUCAAGGAAGACCAGGAGAGCCGUGCUCAGCAUCAAAAUCCACCGCAGUCUCUGAGGAGCCCCGGCGAGCAAGUUAUGCCUCAACAAUCACACGACGGCAACGCACCGCAUAAACGGCCAUCGGCAGGAAAUUUAAUAAACACAUUGCAACCUCCCACGACUUUACCACCUGCAUCGUCGCUAUCUCCCCUGGCGCCACGAAGGCCAUCUUCACCCCAUAUGCAACCCCCAUUAAAUGUCCCGGGUAGACAGCCUCCUUCAACUUUCCAUGCGCUACCGCGUCCAACUACGUCACGCCCUUCUACAUCUCAUCAUGCACCUAUUGGCAGCAGCUUGCCGAACUCAGCUUCAAGGCUUUCUCCCAGCCAAGAAUCUCUUUUAAGGUCGCCCACAAGACCAUUCCACAUCACGGCGAUGGAAGCAUACACUCCUGAGCGUGGAAGUGGACCUGUGACUCGGUCACCGGUUGCAGCGAACUCGCAGCAGUUGAACGUCAAUUCCGGGUCAUUGGCGACGCAAUCGCACACCCAGCGCCAACAGCAGGCACAGCAACUGCAGCAGCUGCCUCCAACAGCUCAGAGCUCCCCAGGUGUCUGGAAUUUACUACAAUUUAGCUCGGUCAACAACACCCCUGCAGCCUUUCGGACAGCAGAUGAGUCGACGCACGGAAAUAAUCUCAAUGACGGUGCUCGCAUGCUGCACCACGAACCACAGCUAACGCGAAAUCCAGAAGACCGCACUAAGUUACCUGCCGUACAUAUCAACGGCAGCUCUGUCGCUUCUGGAAAAGCGAAAACCCACGAUAACCACGAUAACCACUCAGAGUUUGUUUCGUCACCCAUUCGAAAUCAUAAUAAGGACGACUCCAAGGGUGUAAAAGACCUGAUGUUAGAUAUCGAAGGUGCCAAGAUAAGCGUCGUCGACGAUACUUAA
Molecule: messenger RNA, 2223 nt
Organism: Lachancea dasiensis
Lineage: Eukaryota; Fungi; Ascomycota; Saccharomycetes; Saccharomycetales; Saccharomycetaceae
Source: the annotation of a GenBank genome assembly